Messenger RNA from Sphenostylis stenocarpa, 2166 nucleotides. NCBI's taxonomy places the organism in Eukaryota, Viridiplantae, Streptophyta, Magnoliopsida, Fabales, Fabaceae. The record is from the annotation of a GenBank genome assembly.
AUGCAUGUUUUUGGUGGUGCGGUGGGUGAGACAUUGGCAUGCAAAAUUUACAUGAACAAGGUAUGUUUUUGUGUAGCAAAGGAUCAUGCCCUAUCUCUGCUCCAAAAAUGCACCACCGUCACUUCACUGCGAGAGGCGCGUCAACUCCACGCCCUCGUAUUAACUACUAUCACUGUCUUCAACUUCCAGUCUCCGUUUGUGUACAACAACAUCCUCUCUAUGUACGCACGAUGUGGUUCACUCACAGACUCUCACCUCGUGUUCGACAAAAUGCCUCGCAGAACUCUUGUUUCCUAUAAUGCACUCCUUGCAGCCUAUUCUCGAGCAUCAUCAAAUCAUGCCAUUUCUGUUCUUGAAUUGUAUACCCACAUGGAAACUAUGGGUCUUAGACCCUCCAGCAUGACUUUUACUAGCUUGCUGCAAGCAUCUUCCUUCCUUCAAUAUUGGUGGUUUGGAUCAUCGCUUCAUGCAAAGGGCUUCAAGUUGGGUUUGAAUGAUAUUUGUGUCCAAACUUCUUUGCUUAAUAUGUACUCGACUUGCGGGGAUUUGAGUUCAGCUGAAUUGGUUUUUGGAGAUAUGGUUGUUAGAGAUGAUGUUGCUUGGAAUUCUCUCAUUGUUGGAUAUCUGAAGAAUAAUAAGAUCAAGGAAGGUUUUUGGCUAUUUAUUUCAAUGAUGAGGGUUGGCUCUGUCCCAACCCAGUUCACGUAUUGUAUGGUUCUGAAUGCCUGUAGUCAUCUGAAGGAUUAUCGCUCUGGGAGAUUGAUUCAUGUCCACGUGAUUGUUGAGAAUGUGCCACUGGAUUUACAUCUGCAAAAUGCUCUGGUUGACAUGUACUGCAAUGUUGGCGAUACGCUAACAGCUUAUAAGAUUUUUAGUAGAAUGGAAGACCCGGAUUUAGUUUCUUGGAAUUCAAUGAUUGCUGGGUAUUCUGAGAAUGAGGAUGGAGAGAAGGCAAUGAAUUUGUUUGUUCGGUUGCGGGAAAUGUCUUUUCCUAAACCGGAUGACUAUACCUAUGCUGGCAUUAUAUCUGCAAUUGGUGCAUUCCCAUCUUCCAGUUAUGGAAAAUCUCUUCAUGCUGAAGUUAUUAAAAUGGGAUUUGAGAGAAGCGUCUUUGUAGGAAGCACUCUAGUGUCUAUGUAUUUCAAAAAUCAUGAAAGCGAAGCCGCUCAGAGAGUAUUUUAUUCAAUCUCAGCGAAGGAUAUUGUUCUCUGGACUGAAAUGAUCACUGGUUAUUCUAAAACGACUGAUGGAAUUAGUGCGAUAAGAUGCUUUUUUGAAAUGGUUCGUGAAGCCCAUGAGGUGGAUGACUUUGUUCUCAGUGGAGUUUUCAGUGCAUGUGCUGAUCUUGCAGUUUUAAGACAAGGUGAAAUAAUUCAUUGUUAUGCAGUUAAAUUGGGUUAUGAUGUUGAAAUGUCUGUUUCUGGGAGUCUAAUUGAUAUGUAUGCGAAAAAUGGUAGCCUUGAAGCUGCAUAUUUGGUAUUUUCCCAAGUUUCAGACCCAGAUUUGAAGUGUUGGAACUCAAUGCUUGGUGGAUAUAGUCGUCAUGGAAUGGUGGAGGAGGCAUUGAAACUUUUAGAGGAGAUUCUCAAACAAGGUCUGGUUCCGGAUCAAGUGACAUUCUUGUCUUUAUUGUCUGGUUGCAGCCACAGUAGGUUGGUUGAGCCAGCAAAAUUCCUCUGGAAUUAUAUGAACAGCAUUGGUUUGAUUCCUGGGCCUAAGCACUACUCUUGCAUGGUAACAUUGUUGAGUCGAGCAGCAUUACUGGAAGAGGCGGAAGAAAUUAUCAACAAGUCACCUUAUAUUGAAGAUAAUCUUGAACUAUGGAGAACUUUGUUAAGUGCUUGUGUUAUAAAUAAAAAUUUUGAAGUGGGAAUUCAUGCAGCAGAGGAAGUUUUGAGAUUGAAAGCAGAAGAUGGUCCAACGCUUGUUUUGCUUUCUAAUCUUUAUGCUGCUGCAACGAAAUGGGAUAAAGUUGCAGAAAUUAGAAGAAAUAUGAAGGGAUUGAUGGUGGAUAAAGAUCCAGGGUUAAGCUGGAUUGAGGCCAAGAAUGACAUUCAUGUGUUCUCUUCCGGAGAUCAUUCACACCCCAAGGCGGAUGAGGUGCAGGCUGAAUUGAAUAGGCUAAAAGGAAAUAUGAUUAGAACAGGAGAUGAUGACAGGAGAUAA